AUGGGCAGCAAAGAUCACUUGCCACCUGCAUCUCCAGGCAAUCAGCAUCCAAAUUCCCAAUCCCACAAUGACAAUAUCCUCAACAUUAGAGCAGCCGGCUCUCCCUCUGCUGAUUCUUUCUUUCCCGGUAAAUUUCUUGACGAUCUUGACGAAGCUGAACAGCAGAUAGCUUCUGCAGGAGAGGAAAAGUAUAAUCGCCUCGGAUGGAAACAAUUAACGCUCAUGCUGGUGGUUGAGGCUAUUGCUUUGGGCGCUCUCUCUAUUCCUUCUGCAUUCGCUACCCUAGGGAUGAUCGCUGGCAUCAUAUGCUGUAUCGGAAUUGGACUUAUCGCUAUAUAUACAUCUUAUGUGAUCGGCCAAGUCAAGUUGGCGUUUCCCUUUAUACACCAUUACGGUGAUGCCGGCACAUUGAUGAUGGGUCGGUUCGGCUAUGAGCUGUUUUCUGCGAUGUUUCUGCUUCAACUCAUUUUUGUGACAGGCUCCCACUGCCUCACUGGGACUAUCGCGCUCCAAACAAUCACUGGGAGCACAGUAUGCUCGCUUGUAUUCGGUGUCAUCUCGGCUAUUAUUCUUUUCCUCUUUGCAAUCCCAUCAUCUUUUGCUGAUGUGACGAUUCUCGGGUACAUUGAUUUUGCGUCUAUUAUAAUCGCUAUUGGUGUUACUAUUAUUUCGACUGGAAUACAAGCAACUAGUGCUUCUGGUGGUCUGGGAGAAGUAACGUGGUCUGCCCUACCAAAAGAGAAUAUUACAUUCUCUGAAGCUUACAUUGCUAUUGGAAAUAUCGUGUUUGCCUAUUCGUUUGCCACUUGUCAGUUCUCAUUUAUGGACGAAAUGCACACUCCACGGGACUUUACAAAAUCAAUUUUCACGCUUGGUCUACUGGAGAUUGUGAUAUAUACUAUCACUGGCGCAACAAUAUACGCUUUUGUUGGCUCUGAUGUUCAGUCCCCCGCACUACUCUCCGCCGGAAACCCUACAAGCAGGAUCGCUUUUGGCUUGGCACUUCCUGUCAUUUUCAUCUCAGGCUCUAUCAAUACUAUCGUGGCUGGGCGACUGAUACACGGUCGAAUCUACAAAGACAGUAUUGUCCGAUACGUCAACACGCCUAAGGGAUGGAUCACAUGGCUUUCUCUUAUCACUCUAUUCACAAUAGUGGCGUGGAUAAUUGCUGAAGCCAUUCCAUUUUUUUCGGACUUGUUGACGGUUGCUUCCUCGCUUUUUACGUCAGGGUUUUCCUUUUAUAUCCCCCCAAUAAUGUGGUUCAUGCUCAUUAAAAAGGGAACCUGGUGUUCCCGGGAGAAUCUUUCGCUAGCUGCUGUCAACGGAUUCGUGUUCAUUUUCGGCUUGGCAGUCUUAGUUUGCGGCUUAUAUUCCAGCAUCGAGGACAUUAGAAAGCAAUACCACGAGGGCACUAUUGGAACCCCCUUCAGCUGUGCCUAG
This is a messenger RNA of Penicillium waksmanii, 1440 nucleotides long. Its product is annotated as N amino acid transport system protein. Bases 1 to 1440 code for a protein of 479 amino acids. Gene Ontology annotation, biological process: amino acid transmembrane transport. The transcript is spliced from 2 exons. The record is from RefSeq and is a predicted model, not a curated record. NCBI's taxonomy places the organism in Eukaryota, Fungi, Ascomycota, Eurotiomycetes, Eurotiales, Aspergillaceae. Gene Ontology annotation, molecular function: amino acid transmembrane transporter activity. Gene Ontology annotation, cellular component: vacuolar membrane.